This is a messenger RNA of Thrips palmi, 6846 nucleotides long. Its product is annotated as rho-associated protein kinase 2. The transcript has 27 exons. Bases 132 to 4247 code for a protein of 1371 amino acids. The record is from RefSeq and is a predicted model, not a curated record. Gene Ontology annotation, molecular function: ATP binding; small GTPase binding; Rho-dependent protein serine/threonine kinase activity. Gene Ontology annotation, cellular component: cytoskeleton; cytoplasm. Gene Ontology annotation, biological process: mitotic cytokinesis; cortical actin cytoskeleton organization; Rho protein signal transduction. NCBI's taxonomy places the organism in Eukaryota, Metazoa, Arthropoda, Insecta, Thysanoptera, Thripidae.
GCAUCCAGAUACGAUCCAGGGGACCGUGUGUAAAGUCGCCCGCGACACAGCUGAGACCGCUCUGAGGGGCCAUGUCUCACUAGUGAAUUUAGCCAAAUCGGAGGUGCGGCCUUAGCCUGCCAAAGAUCAAGAUGGAUGCAGUAAAGGAUGAAGACCGCAAACGGCGGUUGCGACUUUUGGAAGAAAAAAUUCAAGACCCUCGUAGUGUCACAAAUGUUGACUGUCUUCUUGAUACUGUUCAGGCAUUAGUCUCAGACUGCGACCAUCCCUCAGUCAAACGAAUGAAAAACAUUGAAGCUUAUAUGAAUAGAUAUGAUAAUGCAGCAUCAGACAUUUGUAACCUGAGAAUGAAGACUGAUGACUUCACACUCAUCAAAGUAAUCGGACGAGGAGCAUUUGGAGAGGUCCAAUUGGUUCGGCACAAAUAUACCAAAAAAGUUUUUGCAAUGAAGUUGCUUAGUAAAUUUGAAAUGAUAAAACGCUCUGACUCUGCCUUUUUUUGGGAGGAAAGAGACAUUAUGGCGCAUGCAAACUCAGAAUGGAUUGUACAGCUACAUUUUGCUUUUCAAGAUCAGAAAUAUCUUUACAUGGUUAUGGAUUACAUGCCAGGUGGAGAUUUAGUUAAUCUUAUGUCUAACUACGUAGUGCCCGAAAAAUGGGCAAAGUUCUAUUGCGCUGAAGUAGUGUUGGCGCUGGACGCCAUACAUUCAAUGGGAUUUGUGCACAGGGAUGUAAAGCCAGAUAAUAUGCUGCUGGACAGACAUGGGCAUCUAAAGUUGGCAGAUUUUGGGACAUGCAUGAAAAUGGAUACAGAUGGCCUAGUUCGUUCAGAUACUGCUGUAGGAACACCAGACUACAUUUCGCCUGAGGUCCUUCAAUCACAGGGAGGAGAGGGUGUUUAUGGACGAGAAUGUGACUGGUGGUCUGUUGGUGUCUUUUUGUAUGAAAUGUUGGUUGGAGAUACUCCAUUUUAUGCUGACAGUCUUGUAGGCACAUAUUCUAAAAUCAUGGACCACAGCAACUCCCUUCACUUUCCUUCUGACACUGAAAUUUCUCAUCAUGCAAAGUCGCUUAUCUAUGGAUUCCUCACUGAUAGAACCAAGCGUUUAGGAAGGAAUGGCGUGGAAGAAAUCAAGUCCCACCCCUUCUUUAAAAAUGAUCAAUGGACAUUUGACAAUCUUCGAGAAUGUGUGCCACCUGUUGUACCAGAAUUGUCAGGAGAUGAUGAUACUAGUAAUUUUGAUGAAGUUGACAAAGAUGAGACUCCAGAGGAGAAUUUUUCCACUCCCAAGGCAUUUGCUGGAAACCAUUUACCAUUUGUUGGUUUUACAUAUUCAAGGGAUUACCAGUUGAUGGGAGGCAAGCAUUUGGACUCGCAGGAUGCUGUGGAUAAUUGUUCUACAAACCAUGUUAGUGGAGCAGGGGAAUCUCCGUUUCACACAAAACAACUGGAGGCAGAGUUGGAAACAGAACGCAGGCUAGUUGAAGGACUUGAAGCUAAGCAGAGAACAUUGGUGGCACGACUUGAUUCUGUCACCAAGCGGGAAGCAGAGCUGAGAGAGGAAGCAAAUGCAUUAGAAAAGUCCCUCACCAUCAUAAAACACGAUCUCAAAGAAAGUCAAAGAAAAGCAGAUGGUGAAAAUGAAGCCAGGAGAAAAGCUGAGUCGCUACUGCAUGAUAUGAAACGUAAACUCGAUGAGGAGACAAAUAAAAGAACAAGAGAAAUGAAUAACAACCAACAAACAAGUGAUAAGAUGUUUGCUCUAGAGAAGCAGGUUGCAGACAUGCAAGAAAAAAUGAAAUCUGAAUCUGAAACCUCAGCGCGUUUAAGGAAGCAAGCUGCCGAAUUAACCGUUGCUCAAGCAGCCAGUGAACAGAUGCAAUCUGAGUUGAAGUCAAUGUUACUUCUCCUUCAAAAUCAGCGUGAUGCUCUCCAGCAAGAAGUAGCAACUUUACAAGGUCAGCUUAGUCAAGAGCGCAGUGAGAGGACGCAAGUAUCAGGCCUUCAUCAUGAAUUGGAAGUUCGGCUACAAUCAGUGUUAGGGGAAAUGGAAAGGUGUGCUCAGAGGGAAAACAAGGUGACGGAGGAUAAUAGACAGCUGACAGAAAGAGUAUCAUCAUUAGAAAAAGAAUGUGCCUCCUUGGGCUUGGAGCUUAAAGCAGCUCAAAACCGAUAUCAACAGGAAGUGCGCAGUCAUCAAGAAACCGAGCGCAGAGGCCUCGUUUCUAAAGAGGAAGCCAAUCUUGAAGUUGUUAAAGCUCUUCAAACAAAAUUAAAUGAGGAAAAGAGUGCACGUCAAAAGGCAGACAUGAUGAGCCAGGAAAAGGAAAGACAAAUGUCCAUGUUAUCAGUCGAUUAUCGUCAAAUUCAACAACGACUUCAAAAGCUGGAGGGUGAACAUAGGCAAGAAGUCGAUAAGGUUAAAACAUUGCAUAUUCAAGUAGAACAAGAGCAGCAAAAGAAGAAUACCUUGCAAAGUGAGGUAAAUCAUCAAUCAUCUACUCUUGCUGCUCUCAAAGCAAGGCAUGACCAGCUCAGUGGAGAGGUAGCAAGUCUGCGAGAAGGAAAACGAAGUGCUGAAGACGAUUUGCAUCGGUUGAAAACUCAACGAUCUGUUGAUGAGCUUCAGAGGAAGGAGCUUCAAGAUCAACUCGAAGCAGAGCAGUACUUCUCUACCUUGUAUCGUACCCAAGCUGCAGAACUGAGAGAAGAUUUAGAGGAACGUCAACGAACUCUAGUCGAGCUGGAAGAGGAACGUGGCUCCCUUACCCACCAGCUGCAGAUUGCUUUGGCAAGAGCAGAUUCCGAGGCCCUUGCUCGUUCUAUAGCUGAAGAGACCGUUGCAGACUUGGAAAAAGAUAAAACUAUGAAGGAACUUGAACUGAAAGAUUUGUUAGCAAAGCAUCGCUCAGAGCUUAGUGGAAGAGAUUCUACUUUGAACUCUAUAAAAGAAAGGGAACAAGAAUAUAAGAAAUCAAUUGAGCAGCUCAUUAAGGACAAAGAUGAAAUGAGUCACCAAAUGAAGUUGAUGCAAGAAGAGGUUAAAAAGGCAUCCAAUGUUCAAGAAGAGAUGGAACGGUUAAGGAAACAGUUAAAGCAAGAACAACUUCUGAAGGAACAAGCUGUGCAUAAACUUGCUGAAAUUAUGAACCGCAAGGAUAUCAAUACUACAACCAAGGCGAAGAGCAAAGUGUCCUCUGCAGACCUGAGGCGUAAAGAAAAGGAGUGUCGGAAACUGCAACAAGAACUUACCCAGGAGAGGGAAAAGUACUCCCAGGCUGUCAUCAAAUAUCAGAAAGACUUACAAGAAAUGCAGUCCCAACUAGUCGAAGAAGGCCAGUUCAAAGUCCGUCUUCAAAUGGAGUUAGAUUCUAAAGAUUCUGAAAUAGAGCAACUUCAAGGAAAACUUACAUCUAUUUCGAGUGAAACUGCCUCCUUGUCAAGUGCUGACAAUGACACUGAUGAUUUAUGUCCAGAAUCAAGACUGGAAGGGUGGUUGUCUGUUCCCAAUAAACAAAAUAUUAGAAGACAUGGAUGGAAAAAACAGUAUGUAGUUGUAUCAUCAAAGAAGAUAAUAUUUUAUAAUUCUGAAAGUGACAAACAAAAUACAGAUCCAAUACUCAUCCUCGAUUUAAGCAAAGUUUUUCAUGUGCGAUCAGUGACACAUGGUGAUGUCAUUAGAGCUGACCCAAAGGAUAUUCCCCGUAUAUUUCAAUUGCUUUAUGCGGGUGAAGGUGAAGCUCGUAGGCCAGAAGAGGGGAGCAUGACCCAGCUUGAACUCCCACCCCUAAGAGAUGAUAAACCUGGCACAAUUCAAUUGAAAGGUCAUGAGUUUUUACAAAUUUCUUAUCACAUGCCAACAACUUGUGAAGUUUGCCCUAAACCUUUGUGGCAUGUGUUUCGACCACCACCUGCUUUAGAGUGCAAACGGUGCCGUGUUAAAGUGCACAAAGAACAUUUUGAUCGGAAGGAAGAAGCGAUAGCUCCUUGCAAACUCCAUUAUGACCCUAAUUCGGCUAAGGAACUAUUAGUCCUUGCUGUAAGUGCAGACGACCAGAAAUUGUGGGUGCAACGUUUGUCCAAGAAGAUUCAAAAGUGUGGAUACAAAGCCAAUACAUUAGGUAGUGGCACACUGGAUGGAUCUAAAGUGUCUCCUCGAGAGUCAGUGAGAUCAAACCCUAAGCAAUAUACUAGCCUGCAGCAGCGAUCUGCUACUCUUCCUGCUAACUCAACUAUGAGCAAAUAAUUGCUGUGAUAAAUUACAGCAUGUUACCUGGUCCAACUUUCACGCAGCAAGCUUGCAUUAAUGACAUCAAGAUCGCUUCCAACAGAGAUCCUUCCUCUGAUUUACAGUAACAAUUUUUUACUGCUCCUUACAAUUCCUCUGUGUCAAGGUUUUUAAAGUUUUAGAAAGGAAUGUUAAAAGUUUUGUUGUAGUAUUUUAUUUAUUUUAUGUAACAUGAGCGCUUCACUUUUUUUGACCAUGUUGUUACUAUGGCAGAAUGUACUAUUUCCGUUGUUUAUUUUAUGUUUGUACAGAAAAGUUGUUGAAAAUCCUUGAGGAAAUGAAGAUUUCACUUCCUUCAUUUCAAUGUUUCUUUUUAAAAGGUAAUGAAAUUAAGAUUUUGACCGAUUUUCACAGUAUUUUCAUAUAAACUUGUAUUUUAGAAACCAUUCAUGUUUGAUUUUAUGUCUUUUGAACGUUCUUAAUACUUUGAUUAGAAGCUCUCUUAUGGCUGUUUUAGUAACCCUUUGAUUCUAGUUUUGCAGUAUUGUUAAGGAAAACUAAGGAGGGAAGUACAUGCUCACAUUUUUCCUUUCAGUUGAUAUUUCUGGAAAUGAUCUGUUAAUCAGUACUCAUAUUAUCCGUCCGACUUAAUUUGUGCCUAAGAGACUGAAAAGUUAGCUCCUUGCUGGAGUUACAAAAUCUUAAUUUAUUGCAAAUAAAAUUUGAAAGGGAUAAGCAAAAGUCAGAAACAUUUUUGAACUAGCCUUAAAAGUGUUAAGUCUUAAUGUUUUUGUCAAUCAUGCUGGGUUAUUUGAUGAAAGAUUUGACUCCAGUAAGUUGUUCAUACCAAAAUACUAAUCUGCUCUCUUUGUGUACUUUGUUCUGUGAGUCUAAGAAAAUUGUGAUAACUUGGUUUCCUCAUAUAAAUUGUUUUGAUAGUAAAUUUUGUCUUAUAAUUGAUUGAUUGAUUGAUAAAACAAUUGAAGUUGACCAUUGAAGUUGACCAUUGAACUUUUCAGACAUACCCAGUAUUGUUCUAACCAUAAAGACUGACCAAUACCGUUGCUGCCUUGCAUUUAUGCUGUUUUUGAGAGGAACGUUUCUCAAGCUUUCUUUGCUGCGCUCUUUUGGAGCACAAGAUCUUGUGUUGUGUGUGACAAACAGGAUGAGGGUUCAUCUGUAUGCCAAACUUCAUUAUUAGCAUUCUUUAUUCUUGUUUUGGUCUUUAUAAAUAUUUUUUUUUUAAUUUAUUAAGUUGCUUUGCCAAGCCAACUAUAUUGUAUAUAUUAUUUUUUUUUAAAAUCAGAAGUAAGCUGUGAUUACUGUAGCAGACUGUAGUCGACUGUAGUCCCUGUAAGUUCCACAGUACCCAACUGGAGUAUCUGCUGGAGUGAGAUCUUGGGCUGCCACUUGGUACUAUUCCAUUGCUAGAAAUAUAAAUAAGUGUAUGUUAGUACAAAUAAAAUUAAUUACCAUUAUGACGUGACAUCUAGCAAGACCAAAGUGCUGUCAGAUUAGAAAAGAAAUCAAGCAAUAUGUUAUCUGCUACCUUUGUGUUUUGAGCGCAUCCUUCUCGGUUAAGUAUUUUCCCUUCCUCUUGAUUGACUACCUAUAGCCCGAGACAACUGGGUAGAGUUAAUGUGUUGCAGUGGUGUGUUAGGGUUCGGAGCAGUAGUAGAAUGUGGCAUGGGUCUGACUGGGUGCUGUGCCUCCCGCAGGUGGUCGGCUCCCAGUUGUGUCGCAGUAUACAUUCUAGAAGCGUAGUGUACCUAUGAAGAUGCCACCUACUUCUGAUACAAACUCUGUAUUUGUAGUGUGUUUUUGAGGUACACUGGGAUAAAUACCUAACACAUUUCUGAGGGUAUGCAAUUUUUGGUCUAUUCCCACUUUUUUUUGGUUUUGUUUGGGCUUUGCAAUUCAAAAAGGAUCAUUCACAACUCAAAGGGCAUCUUCCUUUCUUCGAUUCUUUGUUCAGUAAGGGAAAGAACAGUGUUUGGUUAUGUCACCUACAUAGAAUAUAUUUUAGCCCAGAAAUUGUCCCUUUAUUUAUUCUUGCGAAUUUGUUACUCAUUUAUGCAUACAUUACAUAUUAUAUGUACAUUUACACAACAAGUAGCUUUUUUGCUUUUUUCUUGUUUGAACAUAACCAUAGCCCAUAGCAGAGGAGGUCAACAAUGCUGAGGAGGUCUCAGGGAAUAAACAAGAGAAAUGAAUUAAGUUAUGGUACUUAAUAAUAGCUGUUUCAUAAUUGUUUCAUUGAAAAUUCCUUCACACCCUGGAUCUGUUGGACCAUGAAGUUUGACUUUAUUGCUGCAUUUGUUUAUCUAUUCUAUUUACUGAUGCUAUUUAUUUAUAGGGUCGCAAGCAGCGAGACUUAAUAUUUUCAUGGCUGUUUUAUGUGUUAUCAUGUGAUUCCUGUGCUUAAUGGCUUUUAUGAAGUUAGGAAGUAUGCAUUAUCUAUUUGAGUCAAUAUGACAAUCACUUCUGCAUUUCAUAUAACGAAUGGCUGGUCUAUUUACAAUGUUUUUAUUUGCCAUAUUUUUGUGUGUCCAGUGGUCUCUGUGGGAGGAGAGGUGCAUUUUGAUUGCAAUAUACAAUGCAUGGUGCAAUUACUCAU